Scomber japonicus (chub mackerel) is the source of this 726-nucleotide messenger RNA. RefSeq names its product heterogeneous nuclear ribonucleoprotein A2 homolog 1. Gene Ontology annotation, molecular function: RNA binding. NCBI's taxonomy places the organism in Eukaryota, Metazoa, Chordata, Actinopteri, Scombriformes, Scombridae. The record is from RefSeq and is a predicted model, not a curated record. The coding region runs from base 118 to 561 and encodes 147 amino acids. The transcript is spliced from 5 exons.
AAAAAGUACUAAGAAGGAGGAGAUUUUGUCAUUGUGACUUCAAGGGACACUUUAUGAAGCCUCUCCACAACACAUUCAUUUGCAUUUUGAGUCAGUCACUCUUAGUCCCCUGAUAAGAUGGAGGAGAAUAAAGCACCUCAGAAACGAGUCUACAUCAGUCUCCCAAAGAAAUACAUGGCUAGUUUUGCUGCACAUUAUGAACUGGAUCAUGGAUUGGUUUUAAAAGAUCUGAACCCUUACUUAAAUGAAGGAUACAUAAGGGCCUACUUCAGAGAAUGGGGAACCAUCACAGCAUGUAAGGUUAUGAGGACCUCUUACAAUAGUGGGCUAGGCUAUGUGAGAUUUUCUGCUGAGGAAGAAGCAGACAGAGCAGACUGGGCUGGUCCUCACAUUCUUGGAGGCUCUGAAGUGGAGGUGAAACGAGUUGUUAGUCCAAAGAUGGAGGAGGAGGAGGAUGAGAAGGCCAAAGCAAUCACCGCUUUGCCUCGACCACGGCGUUCAAUGGGUCUGGGCUACUUACUCGAAGAUGCUCAGUGGUUGGAUAAUGACUUACAAGGAUAAACAAAUACUCUGCAGAUUUUUCUUUCAGUUUAAAUUCUAAAUAGAUGUAUACAUUAUAGUGGCAGAAACCCAGAAGCAUUGGAAAAAGUUGAAUUAUUUUGAAAACGCUGUGGUGUAUGGUUAUGGCAGUGUGUGUCUGUAUGUAGUGACCUCUGGCCUCAGGGA